This is a messenger RNA of Raphanus sativus (radish), 1797 nucleotides long. RefSeq names its product nuclear transport factor 2. Gene Ontology annotation, molecular function: mRNA binding. The record is from RefSeq and is a predicted model, not a curated record. Bases 218 to 1552 code for a protein of 444 amino acids. NCBI's taxonomy places the organism in Eukaryota, Viridiplantae, Streptophyta, Magnoliopsida, Brassicales, Brassicaceae. The transcript has 8 exons. Gene Ontology annotation, cellular component: cytosol; ribonucleoprotein complex.
UACACUCAAUAACCCCCUUUUAGUCUUCAUCUUCCUCGUUAGAUCCAAAAUCUCCAUUUCUUUCCUUCCUCCGUAAAACCCUUUUUCUUUAAAUCUCACCAUCCUCCUUCCUUCUCAGAUCUGCUUCGCUCAAGUUGGAAAGGUCUUCCGCAGUGUAGCGUUCGAUCUCCUCCUCCUCCUUGGGAUCUUCUCUGAGCUCUUAGUGAGUGUUAUAAUAAUGGCGAGUCCUUAUCCCGGAGCGAUGCAGGUGGGUUCGUACUUCGUGGGACAGUACUACCAAGUGUUGCAGAAGCAGCCUGAUCUCAUCCACCAGUUUUACUCCGACACUAGCAAAGCCAUCCGCGUCGAUGGUGACUCCAGCGAAACCGCCGAUACUUUGCUGAAUAUUCAUAACAUGGUCAUGUCACUGAACUUCACUGCGAUCGAAGUGAAGACAAUCAAUUCGGUUGAGUCAUGGGAAGGUGGUGUGCUCGUUGCUGUCUCGGGAUCCGUGAAGACAAAGGAGUUUAGCGUCAGGAGGAGUUUCAUGCAGACUUUCUUUCUCGCUCCUCAGGAGAAGGGUUACUUUGUUCUCAAUGAUAUUUUUCAGUUCAUCGAUGAGGGAACUGUCUUCUAUCGUCACGGGGACGAGGCUCAGCUCAUCCCUCCAAACCCUCAUCCAGAACCAGAACAACCUCAAGUUCCUGACUAUGUUUUGGAGCAAGAGGCGAGAGACUAUGUGGAUGCUGUCCAAAUCAAAGAUGAUCUUGUGGAUAAGUACAGUCUGCAAGAGGAGGACCAGCAUCAUGAAGAUUACGAGGAUGAAGUUGAGGUUGAGGAAACACCUAGGGAGGAAGCUGUGGUUGAUGUCGUCCAUGAAUCUCGUGCUGCACCUCCAGAGGAACCACCCGUUGGUGAAAAAUCCAAGAUGAGUUAUGCUUCCAUUUUACGGGUUGCAAAGGAAGCAGCUGCUGCGCCUGUUGUUUCUACACAGCCAACAUAUAACAAGAACGCUCAAGAGAGUAAUGAGUGGGAUCAACCACUGAGGACUCCUUCCCCUCAGGUGGCUGCUCCUCAGCAAUCAAACGCUUCGUCACCAUAUGUUACCGACUAUGGAGCAGAGGCGGAAGAUACCUUCGGGUUUGAGGACUUUGAGAUCAAAUCAGUGUACGUUAGGAAUUUGCCUUCCGACAUAUCUGCUUCUGAAAUCGAGGAAGAGUUUAAGAACUUCGGUACAAUCAAGCCUGACGGUGUUUUCCUCAGAACCCGCAAGGAUGUUGUUGGUGUUUGCUACGCUUUUGUUGAGUUUGUGGACAUGACUUCCGUCGAGAAUGCUAUAAAGGCUUCUCCAAUAUACUUGGGUGGAAGGAACGUAUACAUUGAAGGACGAAGACCUAACCCAGCUGGUGUUCGCGGAGCAAGAAGAGGAGGACGCGGAAGGGGUGGUGGUUACCCAACAGAAGCACCAAGAGGCCGGUUUGGUUCUUCCCGUGUGGCCGGGAGAGGAAACCAGGAUGGAGGUGGUGACUAUAGGCCAAGAGGCAACGGUUACAGCAACCGUGGUGGUCGCUAAAGAACAAGGAAAAGCAAACUGAAUCUUUCUUCUAUAAGUUCUUUUAUAGUAACCAAAAGGAUGAAUGAUUCAGAGGUUUUUGUAUUUGGUUCCAAUGAAACAGAGAUUUUGGUUUAUAAAUGUUUUCUUUUUCAUGUGUUAGAUUCCUUUGAGAAUGGCUUUAGUUAUGUAACAUUCCAAUUUUUGUAUUGUUUUUCCUUUUCAUCAUUGGUUUUAAUUUGAAAAACAUCAGUGUGUUGCAGUUA